Molecule: messenger RNA, 3071 nt
Organism: Astyanax mexicanus (Mexican tetra)
Lineage: Eukaryota; Metazoa; Chordata; Actinopteri; Characiformes; Acestrorhamphidae
Product: zinc finger protein 879
Exons: 3
Coding region: 422-1534 (370 amino acids)
Biological process (GO): regulation of transcription by RNA polymerase II
Cellular component (GO): nucleus
Molecular function (GO): RNA polymerase II transcription regulatory region sequence-specific DNA binding; DNA-binding transcription factor activity, RNA polymerase II-specific
Source: RefSeq, a predicted model, not a curated record
AUUUCCGGAGCUCCACAGCGGCGGAUCUUCACUUUUGGUGUCUUCGUUCCCCUUGAAGGAUCAGGAUCAGCUGAACUGUAGAAGGACACUAGUUUAGAGUUUCUCAGUCGCGAAUUCCCGCUUCGCCUCGUGGCUGCGAUACGCCAACGGGGGAGAGAGAGUGGAGCUCUGUGUAAACAGACCCGAAUUUAGUAGCGAUUCUGGGGCGAAAGUCCGGAACACACACCGCAGCAAGAAUUAAUUGCCAUCUUGUUCCAAGUCUUUGCUCCUGUUGUCAACUUUCCUACCUGGCUGAAGUUUAUCUCCACAAACAUCCAAUCAGAAGAUUUUACAAUUAAAGUAGAACUUCUACUAGGUGGAACACAAGGCAUCCAAAAGAAUUUCCAUUUCAUACAAACAUUAAUUGGUACAUCACAGACCAAUGAUGCCGAAUCCAGGCAAGGAGAAUACUUACCACUGUUUAGAUUGUGGGAAGAGUUUUAAUCGAUCAAGUAAUCUCAAAAGACACGAGCGCAUUCACACAGGAGAGAAACCACAUCACUGUGCAGACUGUGGUAAGAGUUUUAUUUGUCGCAGUGCUGUCAAAAUACACCAGCGUGUUCACACAGGAGAGAAACCGUAUCACUGCUCAGACUGUGGUAAGAGUUUUAGUUAUCCUAGUUCUUUAAUAAAACACCGGAGCAUUCACACAGAAGGGAAACUGUAUCACUGCUCAGACUGUGGGAAGAGUUUUAAACGAUCAACUAAUCUCAAAAGACACGAGCGCAUUCACAAAGGAGAGAAACCACAUCACUGCCCAGACUGUGGUAAGAGUUUUAUUUGUCGCAGUGCUGUCAUAAUACACCAGCGCAUUCACACAGGAGAGAAACCGUAUCACUGCUCAGACUGUGGUAAGAGUUUUAGUUAUCAUAGUUCUUUAAUAAAACACCAGCAUAUUCACACAGAAGAGAAACUGUAUCACUGCCCAGACUGUGGGAUGAGUUUUAGUUAUCACAGUGUUUUCAAAACACAUUGGCGCAUUCACACAGGAGAAAAACCACAUCACUGCUCAGACUGUGGGAAGAGUUUUAAUAGGCGUAAUGAUCUCAAAAGACACCAGCGCAUUCACACAGGAGAGAAACCACAUCACUGCUCAGAGUGUGGAAUGAGUUUUAUUCAACUGGGUACUCUCAAAAUACACCAGCGCAUUCACACUGGAGAGAAACCGUAUCACUGCUCAGACUGUGCGAAGAGCUUUAAUCACCUGGAGAUUCUCAAAAACCACCAGCGCGUUCACACAGGAGAAAAACCACAUCACUGCUCAGACUGUGGGAAGAGCUUUAAUCAACUGAGUACUCUCAAGACACACAAGCGCAUGCACACAGGGGAGAAGCCGUAUUAUUGUUCAGACUGUGGGAAAGGUUUUCAUAGAAUGGGUGCUCUCAACAUACACAUGCGUGUUCAUACAGGAGAGAAACCGUAUCCCUGCUCAGACUGUGGUAAGAGUUACAGGAGUUUAGCUACAUUAAGGAAACACAAGUGCACCAAGAAAUAAGCAAUAACACUCCCAGAACAGAUUCUAAAGUAGACUGAGAUGGAGCAAUUGAAGAAAGCCCUCCUAAACUCUGUUAUGGAUCUUUAAUAUGUAAUCUCAAAAACACAUGGCUGUGGAGAUUGUUUUGAAAUUGUUUUGAGAUGUUGCGCUGAAGGCCAUUAUCAGGAUGCUUGUGCUAGGUUGUAAAGAACCAAGAAAUAAAAAGAAGUGAGAUCAGUUGGAAAUGUUUAUAUUAAUUAUGAAAUAGCCUUCAAAUGUUAUAAACCUGCUAAUGUUGUAUAGAUAAACAGAAGUAAAUAUAUUCAAUAAUUUUAUAUACAUGUACUUUAAAUAAAGUUUUUUUUUAAAUAUAAAUUACAUUAUUGCUUUGAUCACCAUGUGUGCUCGCUACCCUUCACUGUUCUUUUCUCUUAUUCUUUGUGGGUUGUGAAUAGGUUGACCUGUCUAUGAUUUUACUCUAUUUUACUGUAUUGUCUUACUUAAGUUAUCUGUAAUGCAAAAAAGUAUCUGUAAUGUAUUAAGGAUCUGUAAUGCUGAAAUUAGUUUUUAAGUAAAAUGUAAUAACUUAGAUGUUAAACAUGGACUCAUGGUUAUGAUUGUAGCGUUCUAUUCAGGGGAUAUAUGGUGAUUGAAAUCAGUAAUACAUGGUUGUUUACUUUCUAUUUUCCACAUCAUAGGUAUCAUUGUCGUAUGUGGUGUAAUUAGUAUUAGGGAUGUACAAAUCAUGUUUUAGCCUACGCUUACUAAAUUUUUAAUACAAUAUACAGUGCCCUUCAAAAGUAUUGGGACAAUGAAUCUAAUUGAAUAAGUCUCAAGACUUAACGAAAAUAUUAAACACGGUUGAUUUUAUUGCAGCACUAGGAUGCAAACCCUACUGGCUAAUACGGACCUUACACCUAGCGAUUUUAAGCGAUUUCACAGUCGCAGACACAAUUUCCAGAGUCGGGAUAAAAUCAUGUUAAUCUUGCUAGAGUUGAGCAGCAGUUGAGUCACGGUUGUGUCUUCUUGAUCGUUUAGUGUAAAGUGGUUAGGACUGAAAGUUUUAGGCAGUCUGGUUUGCAGUUAAUAUGCCUUAUAUGCUUCUUACUUUAAUAUGUACAGUAUGUUAAAGUAGCACUUUAAAGUCAUUAUAUUUAAAGUUAUUUUAUUUUGCACUACUUUGUCUUAUUGUGCAGUGUUAUUUAUACAAGUUUAUUAAUAACACAUUUUGCAAUUAAUAAUAUUGUGUAAUAUUGCAUUAAUUCUAUCUAAAACAAAGGCAAAUGUAUAGCAGUGAAACUGAUUCUUUGCUAUAGGGUUAAAACACAAAAUGUAUUCUAUUAAAAAUAUCUAAAACUUGCUGAAUGUAAACAUUCCGUGCUAUUUAUUGUUCGAACAAUGAAUGUAUCGGGACACACUUUGGCAAGAAACACACCGGUACAUGUUCCAGUACUUUUUCUGACAAGAAAAGUGGGUUGGUUCUGACCAAAGGUGCGAUCUUUUGAACUUUGUAUCAGAUUCAGAUGUAAAUAUAUCUGAAAAUAAAAGCUGAAAUGUU